UACUUACUACUCGGGUGAAGGACAUUUGUUUAUUAUUGGGUGUUGGGUGACCCUGUGACCUCUCCGGGAGCUUUUUUGUUGGGAAGCUACAAGUAACAACAGGAACGGCUUGUUUUGAUACAUUGAAGCAAAGACUGUCUUGACGUAUUGCUGUCUGUAUUUGCUCCGCUCUGAUUGGUCAGUCCCAACAGAAGGCGUGGUUUAGUCGUAACAAUGCAUUCAAGGAACACACACGCGCCAAGGAAUGUUUACUGUCGGUGUGUAGCAAACGUCUUCUUCCCACAUGUUUAACGGGGUCACCUGCUCAGGUAAACGCCGCCCUUAAUGGACGCAGGCCAUCUCGCGGUUUCUGGAGAAAAACGGAGUCUCUAUGCAGCGGCUGGGAGGCGUGUGCUAGCUGACGAGCGUUAGCAAGCUAAUAGCAGCUCAGUCAAAAAGCUGUCGGGGCAGGGGGGAAGGAAACAACAACAGUCGGUUGAUAGUCAGCUCACGGUAGUUUCUAUCGGGCGGUAGUCGUCGGCUCGGUGCGAGGAUAACCUGACGGGACACGCCGUUUCGGAGGGCUGAAACAUCUCCCACCUCGUCGAGCGAGCAAACAAGCAAAGAAAGGUUAAGACUAUCAGAGGCAACAUACGAGUGCCUCCACUGUACAGUUUCCAUUCCCAGAGUGUGACUCGUCUGUACGACGUCACCAAUGCGACCAUGGGAAAUAGCAGUAAAUAGGCUGCCACCAACAGCCCCCUUAAAUCCAAGGAGGUUCCUUGGAGAGCCCUGCAACAUCCCGGUGCAGCUCAGGAGAAGCCCACCAGUGAGACGCCAGUGGGGGAGACGAGACAUACCUGUACUCUCCACUUCUCUGAUCCAGGAUGAGAACUUCCAUCAUCUGCUUUUCUCCCAACAUCACCAACAGCUUUCUUUAGAUGAGUCCAGACAGUACAGCCGCACCAGCACACCACCACGCAUGCUUCACCCUGCUGCUCACCUUCCCCAGCAGAGCCCCAUCAUGGUGGAUGUACACGACCAGAUGCACCAGGGAUCCCUUCCAAUAUCAUACACUGUUACAACGGUGACGACCCACGGAUUUCCUAUCCACACCGGGCAGCCCCUUCCGGGUUGCAACACUCAGCAGCUCCCAGCAUGCUCGGUAAUGUUCAGCGGACAGCUCUCUCUGCUCUGCUGCCUUCCUCCUCCUCUCAUACAGGCAUGUACCAUGCAGCAUAUGCCAGUGUCUUAUCAAGCCUUUCCACCCCUGAUCUCCAGCGAACAUUUUGUAUUGCACCCAGCCCCAUCUGUACCGCCCCACCAGCCACCGCACCUUACUCCUUUGAGCCAAUUUGUCCCUUUACAGCCUCAGCACCCACGCAUGCCUCUACAGAGGGUAGACAAUGAACUUGACCUAAGAGGGGACCAGCACCCAUUAGGGACUUUCUCUUACCCUCCAUCUCAUCGCCCACCAGCGCUGCCUCCUUCUCUGCCCCUACAGUAUCUUCCUCAAGAGCCUCUGCAUCAGGAGCUUCCCUUUGGCGUGCCAUAUCCCCACAUGCUGCCCCGGCGAGUGAGUGGACAAAGAUACCGGUUGCAGCAACCUCUCCCCCCUCCUCCCCCUCCAUCUUACUACCCAGGCUUCCUUCCAUACUUUCUGUCAAUGCUUCCUGUGCCUCCAACAGCAGUGGGCCCAGCCAUCAGUCUAGACCUGGAUGUGGAUGAUGUGGAGAUGGAGAACUAUGAAGCAUUACUCAAUCUGGCGGAGAGGUUGGGUGAAGCUAAACCACGUGGACUCACUAAAGCUGAUAUAGAGCAACUUCCGUCCUACAGAUUCAACUCAGAGAAUCAUCUAUCUGAACAAACGCUGUGUGUUGUGUGCUUUAGUGACUUUGAGUGUAGGCAGCUACUUCGGGUAUUACCUUGUAACCAUGAAUUCCACGCAAAGUGUGUGGAUAAAUGGCUAAAGACCAAUCGCACUUGUCCCAUCUGCCGAGCCGAUGCCUCGGAAGUACACCGAGAGGUGGAGUGAGAACUGUCUGAGUGCUGAACUGGAAAGCUGCACAUACCAGAGUCUCUCCCAAAACUGGGGAUACCUGCCACCUAUCCUGCGUCCACCAGUAAAUAUAGCUGGCCAACCCACCACUCCUGCCCCUUCCAAAACAAUAGGCAAUCCAGGCUUGUUUUCUGGAGCCUGUUGUACCUCUGCUGUGCUUCAUUGUCCAAGUCUCAUGAAACCCACUGCCUAUCGCAGCCUAUAGCCAGAGUUCUGGGAUCGCCGGCCAGUUCUUUCUCUGCCCCCUCGUUGCAGAUUCCAAAGAUUUCCCCUACAAUGCAUUAUUUGCUGCUUUUGUUUACAGGGUUUCAUUUUUAUUUAGUGGAUUUGGUUGUGGAGUUCAUGAAAAGUGGGAGUCCUGCAUUGGAAGUGGUGAGUCGGAGGAUGAUAGGCUGGACACCUUGUGCAAUUAGCAGAAAAAUAAUAGGAAUACUUCAACAUGGGUAUCUGUGUUUGGAGGCGAUGCCUGACCAUCACAGAUGCAUGUUUGUGUAGAUGUUGGGCAAAGUGACUUGUUAAUAAUGUAUGUUCUGCAAUAAUGUAUUGAUCAUUUUAACAGUUUUACCCUUAUUUGUUUUAGAUUUGCAAAUUAUAUUGUGAAAGUGUGACUUGCUGUUGUUAAAAGCAGAUUCAGUUAAGCCUGAUGUUUAUGGACUGCAAGUGAUGGGACAUGCAACUAUGGGGUUUCUUCUACCCCCAAUUAUCCUCUCUGGAACACAGAUCUGUUUAAAAGCAGUCAUGGAUUAAUGGACUGCUUCUUUUUGAGGUCAUCUGGCAUAACUGCACAAGUGCUACACCCACCCUCCACGGUCAGCAUUGUUCCUCUGGCAAGCGUGUAUGCGUGUGUACAUAUAGUGUGUGUGUGUAUGUUUGUCCUGUUGACAGAGCCAAUGCAUUGUGUAACCACUGGAUACAGGGCAGCAUGCUAGGAUUUGCAUGAACUGUUGAUUCAGACUAGCAAUAUUUUAAUCAAGCAUUGCCACCAAAAUUGUCGUAUUUUAAGAAAAAGAAGAGACAAAUAAGCAUACUAAAAGAACUGCUUGCUUAUUCAGAAAGCGCCAUGAAGGAAGACUAGCAUGUGGUUCCACCCUAACUGCUUUUGAGGAGGGGAUUCCUCGUCUGAAGGCUGUGCUGAUGCCAUAAAGCUCUGGAGGUCUGUGCAGAAAGCAACAUGUGCAGUGAGUGGCGAGUUUUAAAUGAACUUUCUUCCCCUUUUAGGAAGACUGGGAUUUUUAUUUCAUUGUUUGUGAGCCAAAUCCAAUAUACAGAUAUAGCCUACUG
This is a messenger RNA of Cyclopterus lumpus (lumpfish), 3319 nucleotides long. It is a transcript of the gene rnf44, whose product is annotated as ring finger protein 44. Bases 695 to 2014 code for a protein of 439 amino acids. The transcript is spliced from 11 exons. Lineage: Eukaryota; Metazoa; Chordata; Actinopteri; Perciformes; Cyclopteridae. The record is from RefSeq and is a predicted model, not a curated record.